AUGAGACCGGCGGGACCAGCGAAGAGUACCAAGAGUACCAGUGGGGGUGAAAAGGGAAAGAAGAUGGCUGCACAUGAUAGGAAGCGGCAGGACAGACCUUUCCAAGUGAUUUCGAGUGCAACUUGUGAAGGAGAGUGGGAGAUGGGUGCAAAUGAAGACAACAUGCUUGGUUUCGUCACGAUGCCACCUGUCAACUCACAGCCAGGCUCACAGAAUUCAUCAACCGUGCCAUCUUGCCAACCCUCUCGUCAGCCAUCUCGUCAACCUUCAGUUGAAUUCAAUCCUCUCCCGAAGAAAGGACCUCAACAGCUGCCUUGUUCUGGAUCUUGGUCAGCCUCACAUACAGGUACACCUGCUGGGUCUCGAGCCCAUUCACCAAAUCCUGCUCCAUCUCAGCCUCAAGAACCCAGAAAGAGAGCCGGCCAGAGGGCUGGAACAACUGCCAAGGACUAUUCAGAUUUUGUGAAGAGUAAUUGGUCCAGUCUUGUCCUCCUGACGGCGAAGCAUGCAAUGUUUGCUUCUGAUCAACCUAUAUCAAAUUUCUGUCGAGAUGACAUCCUCCUCAAUACCAUUCAGGAGGUCAUCAUGAAGACUUGCCCAGAAACCAAUUUUUCUAUUCAGGAGCUAGAAUCAAGGCUCACACAAGCCACACCUGUUCCUGGGGACGUAUCCUCACUUUCUUCUUUGCAUGAUGAACGAAUUCUGGCCGUUGGAGUUGGGAAAACGGUUUGGUUCUGGCAGGUUGCAGGCAAGCAAAUACUAGACUAUACAGUUGUUGUGGCCUAA
Molecule: messenger RNA, 786 nt
Organism: Marasmius oreades (fairy-ring Marasmius)
Lineage: Eukaryota; Fungi; Basidiomycota; Agaricomycetes; Agaricales; Marasmiaceae
Exons: 4
Coding region: 1-786 (261 amino acids)
Source: RefSeq, a predicted model, not a curated record